GCACGGGAGAAGACUCAUCCAUGAUCUCAUCCACCAAAACACGCGUAAUGGCCCAAUUGACGUCUCCUCGCACCGCCAGGCAUCUACGCCACGGGAUUUGCAUACGUGAAGCCAUGGUAUCCGCGGCCGCAGCUUUCGCCUAUAAAAGCGCCAUUGUGCCCCCAAGAUCGCAUAGCUAACCAAAGCACCUGACAUUCAGCUUAAGCCUAGCUUCAACUCCUUCACAGCAUUGACAGUACCCAGUACACUUAUCCUUCAAGACCGCUCAAAAUGUCGGGACAAGGCCAAUCCUACGAAACCGACCCGCGCUGGACAGCCGUAGAUGAAUACGCCUUCUCACACUUACACCCCUCUUCUUCCACCGCUCCCUCUACCUCGGCACUCGACCAUGCCCUCAAACAACAAGCCGCACAAGGCCUCCCCGACAUCGCCGUGUCGCCCUCGCAGGGCAAAUACCUCCAGCUCACCGCGCGCCUCGCACGCGCCAAGAACAUCCUAGAAGUAGGCACGCUGGGCGGGUACUCGACCAUCUGGCUGGCGAACGCCGGGCCGGAUGUAAAAGUAGUAAGCGUAGAAGUCGACGAGCACCACGCUCAGGUAGCCCGGGAGAACAUCGACCACGCGGGCGUAGGCUCGAGGGUAGACAUCCGUCUCGGGCCCGGCGUCUCGGUGCUGCCCCAGCUCGCCCAAGAGGUCAAAGAAGGGAAGAGGGAGAAGUUCCAGUUCGUCUUCAUCGACGCGGAUAAGGAGAAUAACUGGAACUAUGUGGAUGUUGCGGUGGGCAUGUGCGAGCCUGGCGCCGUGGUGAUUGUGGAUAAUGUGGUGAGGCAGGGGAAGCUUGCGAGUGAUGCUGCGGAUCCGCGGAUUGCGGGCGCGAGGCGGGUGGUGGAGAAUAUUGGAAAGGAUGGGAGGUUAGAUGGGAUUGUGGUGCAGACUGUUGGGGAAAAGAGCUACGAUGGGUUUCUCCUGGCUGUUGUGAAAUGAGGCAAUAUUAGAAAGGGAGGUGUGCAUGUUCAAGUCAUUUAUCUGUUAUGUACGCCGUCGUUAUAUAUAUGUGUAAUACGCCGUGCAAGCUUGCAU
Molecule: messenger RNA, 1080 nt
Organism: Cucurbitaria berberidis CBS 394.84
Lineage: Eukaryota; Fungi; Ascomycota; Dothideomycetes; Pleosporales; Cucurbitariaceae
Product: O-methyltransferas-like protein family 3
Exons: 1
Coding region: 271-984 (237 amino acids)
Molecular function (GO): S-adenosylmethionine-dependent methyltransferase activity; O-methyltransferase activity
Source: RefSeq, a predicted model, not a curated record